Cladocopium goreaui is the source of this 1683-nucleotide messenger RNA. NCBI's taxonomy places the organism in Eukaryota, Dinophyceae, Suessiales, Symbiodiniaceae. The record is from the annotation of a GenBank genome assembly.
AUGUUUUUCAUUCGCGCCCCAGCGAUCCUGCGCGCUGGAGACUCCGUGCGAGAGCUGGCCAAGGUGGUGCACCCUUCCAUAACUUCAGGCCCCGGAGCCGAAGGUGUGACGGUUGCAGCAGAAUCUGAUCAAAUCCUUGUGACCACCUUCCAUCCCGAGCUCACAAACGACCACCGUAUCCAUCAGUACUUUGUGGAGAAGUCCUCGAGGAGCCAUGCGCUCUUCAUUCUGCGGAUCACCUUUCCCAUCAAGGAUGAGUCACGGACACGCAUCAGAAAUAGCACCUUGAAUCUCAUCGACCUUGCUGGAAGUGAGAGAGUGAAGAAGAGUGGAGCAGCAGGCCAGAGAAUGCGAGAGGGACAAAAUAUCAACAGUUCCUUGAGCGUCCUUGGGCAAGUCAUUUCCAAGUUGGCACAGGGAAAGUUCAAGCAUGUACCUUUCAGGCAGAGCAAGCUGACAUACCUCCUGACAGACGCUCUAAAUGGAAACAGCAAGACUCACAUGGUGGCAGCUAUUUCCCCGGCACUCUCCGAAAUGGAGGAAACCUUGGGAACCCUGCGAUUCGCUUCUUCAGUAAAGAAGGUACGAACGCAUGCCGUGAGCAAUGAGCAGGAAAUCGGAGAAAGUGACCUCUUGCUUCAGACAAUGCGCUCAGAGGCGGAGGAACUGAAAGCGGCUGCGCUGAAAGCAAAGGAGGAAAGCCCACAGCAGGCUCGGCGCUACAUGAAGAGCGCAGAAGCUGUGGAACAUGCUGUCCUUAGCAUCCAAACCAGGAUUGACAAGACCAUGUGGUCACAGGCCCAGCUAGCUCAGCAGGAGGCAUCGCGCCUCCGAAACGAGGCAUUGGCAGGGCUCAGUCUUCCUUUCAAUAUUGGUGGGAUGCUGGGAGGUCAAUCCGAGCACGCUGUGACUGCAAAUUCGCCAUACCUUCUCAACAUCUCUGACGACAUUUCUUUGGCUGGGAGGCUGCUGUACUUCCUACCUGAGGGUCCACCCAUCAGUAUUGGAUCCGAGGAGAACAAUCGAAUCAGAUUGAUGGGUUUGGGCAUUCCAGACCAUCUUUGUGAUAUUUCUGUCGUCGCAGGUGGCAAGGGCGUGGAGGUGCAGCAUUCCGGCCGUGGUGGCAGAUUGAUUGUGGAUGGCGUUGCAGUCUCUGACAAUCAGGCCAUCGCUCUCUACAACGGUGCCCGCAUCAUUUUCGGCCGCGCCUUCGCCUUCCGCUUGGUCAUCCCCUUGGCUUCUCAGGGCGGUGGUCCCGGUGGCCGUGGCAUGGAAGAUGAGGACCUCCUGAUGCGAGCAGCAGCAUUGCCCAGCCCCUUUCCAGCUUGCGAGGGUGACACCCUGCAGCGGCUUCGUUUGCUCAUUGAAACCUCAGUGGCACCGGUGCUUGGUGAAACAGAGUGUGCAGAGAUCAUGAGAGGAGCUGGUGAGGUUCACAACGAUGUGGAUGAGGGGUGGAUGGGGCUGGGACAUGAGAGCUCCUUCAAGGCCAAUGAGCUGUUGAAAGAGAUUGAGCAGACUCCUCUCCAGGCAAGCGCGUUCUAUGAGUCUGCAUCAAGUCGUGUGUGUAGGGCAAAGGAAAUUGGAACAUUCCCAAUGCUCCGGUUUUCUUUGCAUGAAUACUUUCCUACAAGACCUGGUCCUCAAAGUAAGUUCAGGCUUUGUAUUCUCUAUGAGCAUUGA